Molecule: messenger RNA, 456 nt
Organism: Triticum aestivum (bread wheat)
Lineage: Eukaryota; Viridiplantae; Streptophyta; Magnoliopsida; Poales; Poaceae
Product: nudix hydrolase 14, chloroplastic-like
Exons: 3
Coding region: 32-331 (99 amino acids)
Source: RefSeq, a predicted model, not a curated record
GGAGGGGGCGCGGAGGGAGAGGAAGGCGGAGAUGGCGCAGAGCACACUGCCGAGAAGCUGCAGAGCCCGGCCUCCCCCGACGACGAGUUCGAGAACGAGGGUCAUGGCGGCACCGGGCCUCCCCGAGGCGGACUUCAGGAAGGCGCUGGACUCGGCGCUCUUCAGGCGGUGGCUGGAGAGCCUGCAGGCGGAGAAGGGCCUGCUCGCCCACGGGAAGCUCAGCCUCCGCCAGAUCCUCAUCCAGGGGGUGGACAUGUUCGGGCAGCGCGUGGGAUUCCUCAAGUUCAAGGCCGACAUCAUGGACGAGGAAACCCAAGCCAAGAUUGCCUAGACACAAACAGGGUUUGGAUCAACAAGAGUAAGUAUAGAGAUCAUAAGGUAGGUGCAGAUAGGAUAGAACAGGGUGAGGAGCUGCGACAGACUGAGGCGCCCAAUAUAUGCGCUUCACCAGGGUUU